Messenger RNA from Nannizzia gypsea CBS 118893, 3513 nucleotides. RefSeq names its product cytoskeleton assembly control protein SLA1. NCBI's taxonomy places the organism in Eukaryota, Fungi, Ascomycota, Eurotiomycetes, Onygenales, Arthrodermataceae. The transcript has 4 exons. The coding region runs from base 1 to 3513 and encodes 1170 amino acids. Gene Ontology annotation, molecular function: cytoskeletal protein binding; ubiquitin binding; identical protein binding. The record is from RefSeq and is a predicted model, not a curated record.
AUGGGCUUUGAAGGUGUCUGCACUGCUGUGUACGACUACACACCACAAGGAGAGAAUGAGCUAGCCUUUGCAGAAGGUGACUUAUUGUACAUACUGGAUAAGUCGUCAGACGACGGCUGGUGGAAAGCAAAGAAAAAAACCACUGAGUUUGAAUCCGAGGAGCCUGUCGGAUUGAUCCCUCAUAACUACGUGGAAGAGGCACAACCAAUUCAGCAAGCCAAAUCCAUCUACGAUUAUACGCGACAAACGGACGAAGAGGUGUCGUUUGCAGACGAUGUUGAUAUUUUAAUUUUUGACACCUCUGACCCUGACUGGACACUGGUCCAGGUAAACUCCGAGUAUGGGUUUGCUCCGUCGAAUUAUAUUCAAGUGAUAGGUGAUAUCGAAGCGCCUGGAGCUGAAGCUGCAGCACCUCCUGCAAUCGAAACCCAUAAAGCGGUCAAGUUCGCAGAGCCUGAACCGGAGGCUCAACUUGAACCUGAACCAGAACCGGAACAGGAACAGGAAACCCCCCCUGCUCCUCAAAUAGCUCCAAAAGCACCUGCUGGACCAGCCGCCGCCCUCGCUGGAAUACUACACACCCAACAACCAAGCGAAUCUAGAGCUGUCCCUCCUCUUCCGUCUCGUGAAUCCCCAGCAGCAGCACAAACAGUAGAGCCCGCGCAUGAGGACGACGAGGUAGAAGCCCCAGCUCCUGCCCUUCCACGCCGACCGCCAUCCCAACAGGAAUCUCCGAGGGAACAUUUGCCCUCCCCCAGGGAAUAUCGACCUCCUCCAUCCCCUAGAGACCAUUUGCAUUCGCCAACGGGCUUUUCCCGUGAGGGAUCUCGUGCACUGUCUCCACAUGAUUCCCUCAAGCGAGAAUCGACAGGAGGUGUCCAGCCCUCUCCUCCAUAUAGUAGGCUUGCUCUUCGAGAUGACAUUUAUCCCCGCCAUACAUCAACAUCGCCCUCAGGAUACCACAUAUAUAACAUCAGUGAAAUGAUAUCAAUCAUGGGGAAGAGGAAGAAGAUGCCAACAACCCUUGGAAUUAAUGUUGCGGCUGGAACCAUUUUCAUAUCGCCAGAAAAGUCAGAGGAUGGCCCUCUCCAGGAAUGGACUGCCGAAAAACUAAAGCAUUAUUCUAUUGAGGGUAAACAUGUGUUUGUCGACCUUGUUCGACCCAGUAAAAACGUCGAUUUCCAUGCUGGAGCCAAAGAUACUGCCCAGGAGAUAGUGGCUGCUCUCGGUGAGAUCUCUGGCGGAUUCAGGGCCGAAGGAUUGAGAGAGGUUAUAGCAGCUGGCACCAGCGGAGCCAAGAAGAAGGGAAUUAUUCUUUAUGAUUUUGUUGCCCAAGGUGAAGACGAAGUUUCUGUGGGUGUUGAUGAUCAAGUUAUCAUCUUGGAUGACUCCAGGUCCGAAGAAUGGUGGAUGAUCCGACGGGUAAAGAACGGAAGAGAAGGUGUCGUUCCCAGCAGCUACAUCGAAAUAACGGGAGUUGCGGACUCAGGAUUAUCCGGCGUAAAUGCUGGGUUAUCAUCCGUUGAACAAAACAGGCUAGAAGAAGCACGUCUAGCUAAACAGUCAACCCGGUCCUCAAAGAGACAAGACUCGGAUGGGACAGGGUCCAUAGAGGUAGGCCCAGGUGUGAAAUUGCCGCGCAGACGGAGCAGUCUUGGAAGAAUUGAUGGUAACCAACAGUCACAGCGCUCGAGACGAGAGAGCAAAUCAUCAAAGUCAAAGCCGAAUCCCGCAAAAACGAGAAAAUGGACCGACAGGUCCGGCACCUUCACCGUCGUUGCCGAAUUCAUUGGUCUGGCAGACGGCAAAAUGCACCUUCACAAGCAGAAUGGCGUAAAAAUUGCUGUCCCAGUCUCCAAGAUGUCUAUUGAAGACUUGGAAUAUGUUGAAAAGGUUACUGGUGAGUCUCUUGAUGAAGAUAAACCUCUAUCUGAUAUCCGCCGCCGUAGCCAAAUGGGAAGCGAGCGCAAAGUUGUAGGCGCUUCUAUCAAGAAGGAGCCGGAAUACGACUGGUUCGACUUCUUCUUGAGAGCUGGAGUUGGACCCCAUCAGUGCGAACGGUACGCAAGCAACUUUACCAAGGAUUCAAUGGACGAAUCAGUCAUCCCAGAUAUCACUUCGGAUGUUCUUCGCACCUUGGGAUUGAAGGAAGGAGAUAUAAUAAGAGUGAUGAAGUAUGUUGAAGAGAAAUACAAGCGGAAGGCUAAGGGAGGUCGGAAUGUCACAUUUGCGGAUGGCGAUGAAGAGCCUGCUGCCGGGGGUCUGUUUUCCGGUCCUGGUGGUGCCUUACGGAAUAACACUCGCAAGGGACGUCCUACACCAGCAUCUCAAGCCAGCGACGUGGUUGAUCCAAAAGCCUUUACACCUAAAGAUAAAUCCGAGCCCGCUGAAGGGAAAGGCGCAUCAACAGACAAGGAGAAAGACGGCCCUACAGGAUUCGAGGAUGAUGCAUGGGAGGUUAAGACCCCAACUAAACCUGCAGCUUCAACCGCACCAUCCUCCGCUCCAACUGCUGCAGCAAGCCAGCCAGCAUUGACUGGCGCUAUGGCAGACCUGUCCCUGCUCCAGACCCCCUUAGAGCCCACGAAAACCGCUCCAGCCCCCGCUGCCAAACCAGCUGAGCCGGCUGUCACCCAACCUCCAGCUACUCAAGCACCACCAGCAGCUCAACCUCAGAAUCCAGGCGCAAACCCUCAGUUUUUUGCACAACUUGGCCAGCCUCAGAUGCAGGCUAUUGCGCCGCAGAUGACUGGAUACGUCCAACCCCAACUCCAGCCCCAGCAAACUGCUAUGCCACCUCGACAACGCCCUCAGCCCCCUACUACAGCAGCUAAUCAAGGGUUCCUCACUCCUCCACCACCCCCUCGACCAUUCUCUGCACCCAAUAACCAACCAGCACCAAACGGCUUUGUAACACAGCCGCUACAACCCCAACUCACUGGCAUCCCAUCCACGGCUCCACACAUAGCUCCACCCGGCCAUAGCCUGGCAGAACUCAAUCAACAGCGAUUCCAACAGCAGCAGUUGGCACCUCAGCCAACAGGAUUCCCUUCUCAGGUUCCAGGAAUGACCGGCCAGUUUGGUUCUCAGGUACCUUUUAUGAAUUCUCCCCAGCAGUUCAUGGGUGGCCAGCAACAGCCCUUCCAGACCAGCUCGCCUGCGCAGCAAGGGUUCCCGGCUUUGGCUCCUCAACCCACGGGUUAUCCUCAAUUUGGACAGCAACAGCAACCGCCCAUGCCAACGGGAUCUAUCAACUCCGUUCUCCCCACUCCCCUACAGCCCCAGCGCACAGGUGCAAACGGUUUUGGAAUCAAUCCAAGCUUUACCCCAUCACCACCUCCAAUUCCACAGCAGCCUGCCGCUGCACCACUUCUUCCUCAAAAGACGGGCCCAGCUCCUCCCGUACGUUUUGGUGUCCACAAAGAUGCUGCUGCAAAGAAAAUCAUGCCACAGCCAACUGGAAAGGCAAAUCUCGCUCAAGCAACCCCAUCCAAUCCAUUUGGUUUUGCCUAG